Messenger RNA from Paramecium sonneborni, 491 nucleotides. NCBI's taxonomy places the organism in Eukaryota, Ciliophora, Oligohymenophorea, Peniculida, Parameciidae. The record is from the annotation of a GenBank genome assembly.
AUGGAAGAUUAAGUUACUCGUUUUAAGAAUAAGUAUUUAGUAAAUCGUAGUAAUACCAAAAGAAUGACCAUACGAAAACCUUAAUUGGAACAUUCACCUGAUAAUUGGAAGGAAAUGUUUGGUAACUUCCUAAAUGAUAUUUCGUUAAAAAAGAAACAUCAUAGAGAAAAGACAAUGAAUGUAAGAAUAAUGUUAUUAAUAAUGAUAGCAUCUUUAAGAUCCUUUGGUUCAUGAGAAUCCUCUUUCAAUACCAUGUACAACAUAAAGAUUUAAAUUGGAAUUAUUUAAAUAUCUUGAAGGUGAAUAAAGUGUUUAGGAAAUGAUGAAUUCUAUAAAUUUUCCUGGAUUGAAAGUAAUUAUAUUCUUGGACAAGAGUAAGAAAUAAGCCCAGACUAAACAACUAUGAAAUAACAUGUUUAAAAGUUGCGUAAUUUCAGAAAUCAACAUAGUGUGCCUGUGUAUGAUAAUUCUACUCAUACAAUGCAAAUGAG